Messenger RNA from Closterium sp. Naga37s-1, 1197 nucleotides. Lineage: Eukaryota; Viridiplantae; Streptophyta; Zygnematophyceae; Desmidiales; Closteriaceae. The record is from the annotation of a GenBank genome assembly.
AUGGCUGCUGAGAGAGCGAUUGGUGCAGUGAAUGAGUUGAUCAAAGAGGCGGUGCUGGCAGCAGUGAGAGAGGAGCUGGCUGCACACAAGGAGGAGGUGGAUGAGCUGCGACACAUGUUGACAGCGGUGAAGGGGGAGUUGUCAGUGGUGAAGGGGGAGUUGUCAGUGGUGAAGGGGGAGUUGUCAGUGGUGAAGGGGGAGUUGGUGGCACACAAAGGCACUAUGGCAGAACAAUGGGCUGAGAGUAGUAGGGCGUCGGUUGGAACAGGGCUGAGAGGGAAGAGUAGGAAGAGAAGGAAAGACGUGACAUCGGAGUGUGCACGGGAGGAGAGGGAGAGGAAAGAGGUGCAGGAGUUGAAUUGCCCACAUGCCAUGGAGGAAUUGGCAGCCUCUAAGGAAUGGCACAAGAUACAAGAUCGGAAGACGAAUGUUGAGGUGGAAAUUAGGAAGAGUGAAGGCCAUCUGGAGAAGCAGCCAUCAGCAGGGGGAAGCGGCCUUCAGCAGGGGGAAGCGGCCAUCAGCAGGGGGAAGCGGCCAUCAGCAGGGGGAAGCGGCCAUCAGCAGGGGGAAGCGGCCAUCAGCAGGGGGAAGCGGCCAUCAGCAGGGGGAAGCGGCCAUCAGCAGGGGGAAGCGGCCAUCAGCAGGGGGAGGCGGCCAUCAGCAGGGGGAAGCGGCCAUCAGCAGGGGGAAGCGGCCAUCAGCAGGGGGAAGCGGCCAUCAGCAGGGGGAAGCGGCCAUCAGCAGGGGGAAGCGGCCUUCAGCAGGGGGAAGCGGCCAUCAGCAGGGGGAAGCGGCCAUCAGCAGGGGGAAGCGGCCAUCAGCAGGGGGAAGCGGCCAUCAGCAGGGGGAAGCGGCCAUCAGCAGGGGGAAGCGGCCAUCAGCAGGGGGAAGCGGCCAUCAGCAGGGGGAAGCGGCCAUCAGCAGGGGGAAGCGGCCAUCAGCAGGGGGAAGCGGCCAUCAGCAGGGGGAAGCGGCCUUCAGCAGGGGGAAGCGGCCAUCAGCAGGGGGAAGCGGCCAUCAGCAGGGGGAAGCGGCCAUCAGCAGGGGGAAGCGGCCAUCAGCAGGGGGAAGCGGCCAUCAGCAGGGGGAAGCGGCCAUCAGCAGGGGGAAGCGGCCAUCAGCAGGGCGGAAGGGGAAGGGGAGGGGGGAGGCGAGCUAGGUAAGCUGGGGACAAGGGCGAACAAGACAGCAGAGUAA